Bicyclus anynana (squinting bush brown) is the source of this 12928-nucleotide messenger RNA. It is a transcript of the gene Cdk12, whose product is annotated as cyclin-dependent kinase 12. Gene Ontology annotation, molecular function: cyclin binding; ATP binding; cyclin-dependent protein serine/threonine kinase activity. The transcript is spliced from 17 exons. Gene Ontology annotation, biological process: positive regulation of transcription elongation by RNA polymerase II; protein phosphorylation; transcription elongation by RNA polymerase II. NCBI's taxonomy places the organism in Eukaryota, Metazoa, Arthropoda, Insecta, Lepidoptera, Nymphalidae. The record is from RefSeq and is a predicted model, not a curated record. Bases 359 to 3703 code for a protein of 1114 amino acids. Gene Ontology annotation, cellular component: cyclin/CDK positive transcription elongation factor complex; nucleus.
UGACAACCCUAUACAAAAAUGAUGAAAUGAAAAUGAAAUGAAAUGAAAAAGCAAAUGGCUGACGACUAGAAAUCGACGUUCUUGAAUUUGCACAAAAAAGAAUCCGAUUCAAUUACAUGAAUUAUGCGCAAUUUAUGAUCAUGAUUAGCAAAAUAAAGCUGUUUAAGCAUUAAUUGACUAGAAUAAUAUAAUAUUUGAGGCAAAAGCCUGACUAAAAUACUGAAUUAAACGAAACAUUACUAUCUAACCCGAAUACCUAUUUGCAAAAAUAAAACCGUGCCUUCGACGGACCCACGUCCGUUUAUCAUUGGUUAAUGUAAUGUAAGAGAGAAGCCGGGCGGGAGCCGCCCUCGUGAGCAUGGAGCGGUACGAGCGCAUGGACAAGAGGCACAGCAAGCAUCACAAGGAAAAGCACAAGAAACGCUCUCACAAGAAGUACAGGAGCCACAGCGGUACCCAUGAACAGUCAUAUGCUACUAGUAACUCUGUUAAACCCCUGGUGGAGUAUUCUGAUGUCAGUUCAGAGGAUCUUUCCGCCCCGGAGGCUGGAGAGAUCGAAAGCGAGGCCAGCUCUAUAGGCAGGCACAUUGCCGAUGAUCUGGAUAGAACCAGAAAGUCUCACUCUAUACGAACAUUUCUUGACAACAAGAUAUCUGUAACCACCACAUCCCGUCGGGCAGCGGAGGAAUACACACUCACCCGUGAUUCUUCUUCUGCAGCGAGAAAAAGGCGCGGCGUUGAAUAUGAGGACCCCAUCCCCGAGUAUCAGGACCUCCUCUAUAAGAAGAAGAAAGAAAAACGCAAGAAGGAAAAAAAGAAGAGGAAAAAGAAGUCAAAACACCACUCGCGCUCUGCGAGCUUAGAUAGCGUUUCACCCGAUGAUAAUGUUCCAGCUGGGACGCCUAUUCGUCCAGCAACACCACAACGAUACACUCAUGUGCCAAUCAGUGAAUGGGAGAAGGCUUCCUCUCCACUUAGAAAUGGUUCCUGUUCUCCGGUUUCGCCUUCUACGCCUCCGUUAAUGAGACACAACCUGUCACCUAUGCACAGGUCAAUCCAUAGAGAGCCACCUCUACAUAAUGCUAUGCCAUUCUCACCACAUAGAGAGAGAUCACCAAUUGUUAGACGGCGACAAAAAUCAACGACCCCGCACACGCCGCUCGCGCCCCCCUACCACGAGACGGUGACCAUUGACUCUGACAACGAUGACUACGACCACAGCCGGCGCGACUACUGGCACGAGCAGCAUCGCAUGUCCAAUGAGGUCAUGGUCAUAUCAGAUUCUCCGGUGCACGAAGGGCGCGCGCGCGAGUACAGUCCGCGCCGGCAUCGUCGCCGCAGCCCGCGCCGGCGCCGCAGUCGCGAGCGGGAGCGACAUCGAGACCGCACCCAUCAAAGAUCACCCAGUCGCAGUUCACUGAAGCGCCGGCGCACCACUCGCUCGCGGAGCAGGCGGCGGUCGUCCUCGCCGCCGCGCCACCGAGCGAGACACGGCGAGACGACCAAAGACAGGCAUAGGACUAAGCACGAGUCGCCAAGUCCCCCAUCUGUACUGCAGCGGAAGAUUGACUUCAAAGAGAAGAUCAGUGAUACCAGCCUCUUUGCUGAACUUGUCAAGGAUAAACAUAAACGUGCUAAGAAACUGCAAGAGAUCCUGGAGCAGAAGGAGGAGUCGCAGGGCGCUGCGUCCAGCUCCGCCUCCUUGUCCAACAACCCGGAGACACUCACCAUUGACGAGUUGUCCAACAACACUGUCGACAGUCUCACGCAAACAUCCAAAGAAAACGGCGAUACGUUAGACUCGAAGACUGAUGUAAUAGACAUUCCGAUGCCGGUCCCGCCGCCGUCCGACGGGGAGUCCAACGCCGAGUCGGAGUCCCUCCCGCAGUCGACGGAGCUGGUGCCCCCGCCCCCGCCCCCGGAGUUCCCGAGUGACGUCACCACACCCACGGCCAACGGAGAGGUCACUGACAGCAACAGCUCAGAGCCCCCAACGAAGCCGGCGACGCCACCGCCGGAGCCCGCGCAGCCCCCAUCGUUGCCCCCACUGCCCAAAGUGGGGGGCAGCGUGGUGGAGGCUGUCUACGUCACAAACCAACAACCGGCACCGGCUAAGCCGCGGAGUCUCACCAAGCUACCCAUGCCGCCUAAUACUCAAGUUGAAGACCUAAAAUCCCUGGCCGGUGAGAGUCCUCUCAGCACUCCGUCGUCCAGUCCCGUCAAGAAGCCAGACAAGCCUAAGAGGACUGGCAUCAUGAACUUGCCAAUGCCAACUGUGAUACCGGGCUCGGAGGAGUUGAGCGGCGACGAGCUGGACGGCUCCACGCCGCCGCCCGCGCCGCGCGCCUCCGCCCCCGCCCCCGCGCACGCCCCCGCGCCCGCGCCCGCGCCGCACCCGCACGCGCAAUACUCGCACGUGUUCAGCAACAGGAGGGCGAGGGACACGGGUUCCAAAUUAAAAAGGCCGCGGAUAUUGAAGCGACGGGGCUCCAAGGUGGUGCCCGUCGCGACGCCCACUCACCACGCGAAAGACUGGGGGGAGAAGUGUGUUGAUGGCUUCCAGGUCAUAACGCAAAUAGGCGAAGGCACCUACGGCCAAGUGUACAAGGCGCGAGACAAGAACACCGGCCAACUGGUGGCGCUGAAGAAGGUGCGGUUGGAGAACGAGAAGGAGGGCUUCCCCAUCACCGCCGUGCGCGAGAUCAAGAUACUGCGCCAGCUCAACCACAAGAACAUCGUCAACCUGAGGGAGAUCGUCACGGACAAGCAGGACGCUUUGGACUUCAGGAAGGACAAAGGCUCGUUUUACCUGGUGUUUGAGUACAUGGACCACGAUUUGAUGGGUCUGUUGGAGUCCAAGAUGGUUGACUUCACCGAGUCGCACAACGCGUCAAUAAUGAGGCAGUUGUUGGACGGGCUCGCCUACUGCCACAGGAAGAACUUCUUGCACAGAGACAUCAAGUGCAGUAAUAUACUGAUGAAUAAUAAAGGGGAGGUGAAACUGGGUGACUUCGGUCUCGCCAGGCUGUGGUCGUCGGAGGACCGCGCGCGGCCCUACACCAACAAGGUGAUCACGCUGUGGUACCGGCCGCCGGAGCUGCUGCUGGGCGAGGAGCGCUACGGGCCCGCCGUCGACGUGUGGUCCAUGGGCUGCAUACUGGGGGAGCUGUUCCUCAAACACCCGCUGUUCCAGGCAAACAUAGAAAUGAUGCAGCUGGAGAUGAUCUCGCGCGUGUGCGGCACGCCGACGCCCGCCGUGUGGCCCAACGUGGUGAAGCUGCCGCUGUGGCACACGCUGCGCCCCAAGCGCUUCCACAAGCGCUGCGUGCGCGAGCAGUUCUCCUUCAUGCCGCCCGCCGCGCUGCAGCUGCUGGACCGCAUGCUGGAGCUGGACCCCGACCGCCGCAUCGCCGCCGACGAGGCGCUCAAGAGCGCUUGGCUCAAGAACGUCGUGCCCGAACAAAUGCCAGCACCAGAGUUGCCAACGUGGCAGGACUGCCACGAGCUGUGGUCCAAGCAGCGGCGCCGCCAGCAGAGGGAGCAGGAGCAGUCCAAACCAAAGUCCUACGGUUUCAACCCAGAGGAGAAAUCCGACUCGACCGGUUUCAACCAAUCCGACCCGAGUUACAAGAGUGAACCGUUCAAGUCGGAGGGCUUCAAGCCCGCAGAGACUAACCCAGAGACUGUGGGCCAAGUGAAAUAGUAUUUAGACUUGUAUUACUAUGGAUAUUAUCAGUGAAAAUUGGUGCUUAAGUGUUAAGAUUAUUGUGAUGAAGUACACGCCAACGGUUGUUCAUACAAAAGCUUUUUGAUUCAUCCCACUCUGACGAUCACUCUAGACCCUAAUUCUUCAAGGUGAGUCCUCUAAUGCUUUCUCUUUAAAUAAUUAAUGACUUGAAAUUUCGUAAAGAUUUUUUUUAUCAAGAAUAUUUUGCAUUUACUUCUAGAGUAAUUAAUAAAUUGUGACUAUAGAUCAUAUUUUUUUAUCUUUACUAGUAUAAAAACUGCCUAAUCUAUAAGACAAAACCAACUUAAGAGUAGUUUUGGCCUUCAAAUUAAGUUUCGAAUAUUUCGAAUGACCAUCUUUUAUAUAAGUUGACAAAUAUAGUCCUGCUUACAGUUAGAUGUAGGAUGGUGCGGGUGACAGUUUGUUUCACGACUCACGAUGAUAGUACGUAGUACGUCAUACUAAGCGACUGUCACCGCACCUAUGCUAUCUGAAAAACACUUUAGUUGUCACGUGUACCUCUUAAAGAGACUCUUUUAUUGGCAGAUCCCAUUGAAAAAACGAAGUUGAAUAGAUAUGAAAAGUUGUUUUGCCGACCAAGCACACAAAGUCUUGAAUUUCUUACGUCACCCGAACAUUGAUGGUUCCUCCGGCGACGAUACUUCGGCCCUGUUAAAAACAGUCGGAAAAAUUUUGGGUAUAUUUGCUACAACCAAAAUUUUUAGCAAUGGCGUGCACAGUUAUAAUGAGGAUAAGCACUAAGGCAAACACGUUUUUGCUAUGUUGACGUUUCUUUGGUUUUACACACACCAAUACGUUUGUGCUAUCGACUUACUACUACAUACAAAAGCAAAGAGACUUCCUGACGUAGAAUAUAGUAGGAUGCAAUCUUAAUGACGUCUCUGAAGUAAGUUGGGGUUGACGCUACGCGCAUCUGUACAUAAUUUACGCUAAAAUCACGCGCUGGGUGAUGCUUUGUCGCUGCCCCCCUACGUAACCGGUGAUACCUAAAAUCUUGUAUUGCACAGCUUAGCGUACGAUGUUCCGAAACGUCGUUAAGAUUGCAUCCGACUAUAAUUACUCUAAUAUUACGCUUAAAAGGGCUAGAAUCCAGAGUUGUGAUGUCUUAAAACAGGCUAUUAAAAAAUAGUGUUCAUGGAUUUACAAAUAAAUGAACUGUGUUUUUGUAUACAAAAAUUGUUGAGCGAACCAAAAUUAUUUUGUUAUAACCAAAGGAUAAUAAGCAUGGCGAUAGUUACCUACGCUUUGAACGUUUAGAAAUUUCUAAUUGUAAAUAUGGUGGCAUUCGCGAAUGUUUCAAUGUAUUUUUUUUGUUCUCAUAUCGAAAUAGCCUACAAAAUAUACAUGUUAAAAAAAUUAUCUUAGUAUUUGUAAUUAUGGCUUUCUGGUUGUGUAAUAAAAAUAUCAAAAAUAAAAAUUUUGCAUUUGCUUUAUUGGAACUUUCUAAACGGUCACUGUCUACACCAUGUCUAACUAAAUUGUAUAAUAGUUACUUUUCUGUAUAUAUAGAUUUGUAAAUAGAGUUUUAGCAUAACUGUAUGUGUAAGAACAAUAACUAUAUAAAUAUGUUGGAGUGAGGUGUCUGUUAGUCUAAGAUCCGGCAUAAGUAAUAUAUACCCUCAUCUGUUAUAUAUUUGGGAUGAUAAAUAAAUGAUAGAAAAUAUUCACAUUGACACAUUGCAAAUAGGUUGCCUAGUUAAAUUGCGGCCAAACAUAUUUUUCAUACUAAAUCUAGAAAACUAUUUUUAGCAGGUUAAGAAGUGGUUUACAAGUAAUAAGAAAACCAAUGUCGAACAAAGGUUAUGAUUCACAACAUUUAUCAGGACAACUUAGCAACAAAUAAACCUGUAGCCAAAAUAAGACCCUAGAAUGACCUUGAGUGAAGUCACGCACUUGUGAACGCUGUGUGUAGGGUUAAAAGCGCCUUUGACAGUUAACCAACACUACCUAUUUCCACUCAAGUCACUCUCCCCGCCUAUCCCAAGUAACCCAUAAACAAUUACACAAGAAAUGUGGACGGCUGGAACAACCAGUAUACUGAAGCCGACCGUACGACAGGCGCCUUAUAUCGCAAGUCGUUCCCGCCAACCGAUCACCCCUUUCAAACUCCCCACUCUUUACGAAAAUAAGUCGCGCCACCUGACUUCAUAUCUGGCUUAGAAUACUAUUUCCAACACUAUAUAUAUGAACGCAUAGCAUAAAAUAUGCUUUUAUUUGACAUAUUAGGCGACUAAAUAACGGAUGAGGUUAUUUGUACAACAUGAAUUAACUGUUUAUGUCUAGCAACCCCACAGUUGCAGUGUGAAAGAAGGCAACAUUUACGUUUUCAAUUCUGUUGGGUAUAUUUCUUUAAUUUUUAUUCAUUAAACAAAAAAGGAAGUAGAUUAAUAAAAUUUAAUCAUUUAAUACUCACCAGGCGCUAUUUCACAAGGCAACCUAUUUGCAAUGUGCCAAUAUAUUUUCCAUCAGUUAUUUCUUAUCCCAAAUAAAUGACAGAUGAGCGUAAAUAUUCCUUAUGCCGGAUCUCGUACUAAUUGUGUUAUAUGAAUUUUAGUGAAUAUAAAAUUAUUUUCUUCCACAAUCAAUUUUGUCAAAUGUUUAGUUGCACCAUGAAAUUUGAAGUACUUUUUUAAUGUUCUAAAUGUCAGCUGGCGGACUGUCAUCAGUUAGCCUUGAAUGCGACUACGAAAUAUCUCGUGUAGAGAAAUAGACAUUGUCUAUGCGGAAUGAAAUAUCGCUAUCUCUUUCAUCUCAACGCAAUGAAUGAGAGAGCAAUAUCGCGUCGCUAUUGGUCAAUUUGUUUUCUCAUCCCGAGAUUUGUGGAAUGCAUCUUAGGCCUAUAGGCUUACUUAAAGCUGCAGUGUGAAACAUCAGGGAGAUGCAUUUAUGUUCACACUGUUGUAUAGGCUAUAAGUAAAGUAUACAAAAAGUAGCCUAUAUGUUGCUCAAUAACCUGUUAUCUUCCUGUGAGUCUCAUUAAAAUCUGUUCAGCCAUUCAAAUAAGUCUGUACGUACAGACAGACACAUUAAAUAGCAAACUUGUUACUGUUUUGGUAUCAUGUAAAUAACUAUAGGCCCUUAGUAAAACUGUUAUUUUGAAAUCACAGAAUUUUAUUUUUAUUUAUUGAUGUUGAGAAAGACAAAAAUUGUGAAUAAGUGCUCUUAAAAACUUAUCAGGGCCGUUUUGACGGCCUAUUCCCUAAAAUGAAGUGACGUACUCGUAUAUAUAUAUAUAUAUUGUUUUGUAACGUAAACUUAUUAUACAUAUCGAUGUAUCUCGUCCUAUGUAAUAGGGAUGAUGACAGUUUUUUAAAUUGUAUAUAAAUUAAGAGUAUGCUAAUAGUAAAGCAAUUUUCUAAAAGUAACAGGAUAUCUGCGAUCAUUACUUUCGGAGCUACAGGGAUUUAAAGAGUUAGAUUUGCGGCGCUGCCGCGGAUCCCUGGAAAACGCCCCAUACAAAAUGGCACGAGCUAGUGACGUCGUUGGCUCGCUGAUCGUUAGAUUUGUAUGGGCGUUCAAACUAAAUCAAUAAUAUCUUUGUUAUUUGUGCGUUUAUGUUUAUAGUUCAUUUAUUGAAAAAUGUCACAUUUAAUGUAAGGAAGCUAAAACUGCAAGAAUUUUUAUCUAAUUGCGACAAAAAAAAAUUGAUAGAUUUUGAAAUUUCAUAAUCUUAUUUAUUUUGCAAAUAUCUUGCUUUUUUGUAUAAACUAGUUAACAUUGACCUUAUUUACCCGAAUGUAUCAUAAAAAUCAAUUUAUUCAAACCUAGUCAUCAUCCCAAUUGUAACAAUAUUUUAUGUUAGAACAAUGGGGAAUAUGCAUGUCUUCAGAAUUAAAACCAAGUUAUUUCUUAGAUUCCUACUCUUUGUGUAGUCAUACUUACCUAUAUAGAAAUAUAUAAAGAAAACGGAUUAUUUAAUUUAAAACAUAUAAAGUAUAAAACUAUAACCCAACUACGUAAAAAAGGGGUCUAAAAGGAACAAAACGAGAAAAUGUUUAGAUGGAAAUAGAAAAAUGCAUACAUACAAAAAUUCGUCGCACCCUUUAUACUGUUUUUUUUUUAUUCUUUACAAGUUAGCCCUUGACUACAGUCUCACCUAAUGGUAAGUGAUAAUGCAGUCUAAGAUGGAAGCAGGCUCACUUGUUAGGAGAAGGAUGACAUUCCAACCCAUUUUCGGUUUCUACACGACAUCGUACCGGAACGCUAAAUCGCUUGGCGGUACGUCUUAGUCGGUAGGUAUAAAAACAAUAUGUAUGAUUGAUACCAAUAUGUAUGUAAUUGAUGAAUAUGUAUUUUUUUUAUACCUAAAUAUACAUACAUAUUUGUAAUGUGCCCGCCAAGAACUUUUGAUACCAAACACGUGAUAAUUAUCUCAGUUUAAUUUUUUUUCUGGUUAGAAUCUGAGGCUUAAAUUCUGUCGUAUAAAAGUUUGAUAAAAUCUAUAUCGUUUGACACCUUAGUCACCUCAUUCAUUAAAAUAGGUUCAGUAGUUUAGGCACUAACGUGGCACAUACAUACAUACAUACGUAGACUGCCAAGAUCAUUACCCUUCCUUUUAUCUUUGCCGUAGUCUAGUAAAAAAUACAUGCAUAUUCCUUGAGCAGAAAUAAUAGUUAACAAACUUAUGUAUAUGUCGUUUGUUUACAUUUAUUUAUUUGUUUAAAUUCUUGCAUGCAUGCAAUACUUUCAUCACAAUGUAUGAUAAAAUGUUUAAACAUUGUUUAUUCUGUGAUUGUAAAUAGUGACUUAUGGAAUUGAAGUUUCCUAUUUUAAUUAUUUUUUAACAUUUUUAUUGAUAUAAACAAACUAUGAUGUCAAAUAAUUUGGUUUACUUUACUCACUCUCCCUGCAUUAGAAAUAUCUAUAAUUGUUAUUUUUAACCAACUUCAAAAAAGGAUGAGGUUCUCAAUUUGUGCCUGUUUUUUGUUUCAAUUGUAAUGUACCUACUUUCUAAUUUAUAAUAUUUCUAAAAUCCUCUUUAAUUUUAUGGAUAUAUUGAUUUUCUUUAAAAUUAGAGAUAUUCAAUAUUUCCAUAACCUCACCUCUGUCUCAGUUGGUAAAGCCUUGGUUUUCAAUAGCGAUGUCCUCGGUUCAAUUCACAACUCGGAGUUAAUUUUGCAUUUUAUUUUUUCUAAAUUCAGGCUGAAAGGCUUCAACCACAGUUGCUGGUGAUAAGAUUAACCGCCGAGCAAUUUAAAGUAUCGGUACGAUGCCCCCUAAAAGGCCGUCACAGGUAUGGGUAGAAUAGGCUAGUUGACACUUUUUUAUGGGUCUUGGCAAUAGAAGCAAAAACGCCUGUCAGCCAUGAUGGUCUAUUUCAACUAUUUCAUGGUGUCACGGUUAACAAAUCAAUUACAACAAACAAACAAAAAUAUUAGUUCACAAUUUGUUUGAUGUUUAGUAUAACCAGUGGAGUCACAAAAUGGACGACAACUUUUAACACGUUCGCUGCGGUACGAGGUCAAUUGACCUCGUACGCCCAGCGUCUUCAAGAGUUACGAGGUCAAUUGACCUCGUACGCAUAGUGUCUUCAAGAGUUACGAGGUCAAUAGACCUCGUAACUCUUGAAGACGCCACAUAAAGUUUUAGUAUGAGAGGAAAGUACAGAAAUAUCAGUGCCGCAGCGAACGUGUUAAGACGUUUAGAAAAAUUUAUUAAAUAGCUACAUAAUUUUUAAAUGAAGUUUUCUAUGAAAUCUUUUAAUUUUUAUUAUUAAUUAAUAUCACGAAAUUAAUAUUGUCUAUAUUAAAUGUGAUAUGAGUCAACUACCCUACUAUUAUUGAAUAAAAAAAGGUGACUCUAAUGUCAGGGCAGGGCAAGGCUUUAUAUAAUAACUAGUUAAAUCAAAUACGUAAACAUUGUAGUUUGUUUAUGUAUCUAUCUAUCUGCAAUAAAUUAAACUAAGCCAUCAUAUUAUUAUGCGUAUUUAUUUAGGUAAUCAAAUUAAACUCGUUUGCAUUUAAAAUUGUAGAUAAUUUUACAUGUUGAAUAUGAAAUCACUUGUUUUUAUGUUUUAUGAUGUCGACAGAGUACCUAGAUUUACAGAAAGUUUUUUUUUAUAUUCAUAAUUUUGUUGAAUUUUGCAUACUCGUAGGUUGCAAUAGGUAAUAUUCCUAUUUUGUUACAAUUUGGUACCACUUUCAUGAGAUAUGUUACAGUUAUCGUGUUUCCUUCCAUAAUAAUUUUUCCUCAGUUGCUUAAAAAACUGUUUUAAUGGUACAUUUUUAUCAUAUCUUCCAAGAAAUUGUGAUAGCACUGAAAGCUUUAUUUAAAAAUAAAUAAUAGUGGAAAGUUUGUUACUUUGCAUACAGUAAGAAAUAAUGUAUAGCUUGACCUCUUAUAAUUAAAGGACGCACAAUCAUGUAGGAAAUGUCACUUAAAAACUGGCCAAUUUUGCUUUGGCAGUUUUAGAAUUAUUGGUAAAGAAAAUUAUACCUAAAGUCCUUUAAAUAUAGUCUAAUAUUCAAUAAAAUCCCAAAUUCAGAGCAAAUUAAGCUAAAGGAUUGAGUUUAAGGUUGAAUUUGCAAAUGCGACUACUUGAAUUGAGUGCCAAGUGGGGACGUUUUUUUGUAAUAUCUUGGCAAAAAAGCUAUAAUAACAAGCAAUAAUAUUGUGGUAUAAAAGUAGACGUAGUAACUAAUCGAGAAAUGUAUGGUUCAAGUACGUAGAGAUGAAUUAGAGACAAGCAAAAGGGUGAGUGUGAAAGGAAUUGUUGAAAGGGUAAGGCCAACGUUGUAAAUUCAGCUUAUUCUCGAUAGAAGCCAGGUCAAGAGAGUUCCCUAAACCAACGGACUUGUAUGAAAGACUGAGAAUGAAAAAAAAAAAAGGAGUGGAAGGACGUGGUGCUUACCUCUACGAAUGAGGCGUGAUGAUUGUGGCAAACGUUUUUUUUUUCAACCAAUUUCAAAUUGCAUUAUCCGGCGUUGUUGAUAUGACAAUAUUAAAGUCAAUUCAUUGUGUAUAGAACUUUAGCAAAGUAACCAUUGACCUCUUAUAAUAGAAGGACGCACAAUCAUAAAGAAAAUGUCUCUUCAAAAGUGGCCAAUUUUGCUUUGACAGUUAUAGAAUUAUUGGUAAAGUAAAAUAUAAUAGUCCAAUAUUUAAUAAAAUCUCAAAUUCAGCAUUCAACCUUAAUGAUUGAUUGAGUUUAAGGUUGAAUUUGCAAUUGCGACUAACAGAAUUGAGUGCCAAGAAGUUGUAUUUGGCACUCAUUGGUUGGGGACCUAUUUUGGUCGCUGAUUGUGCAAUGUGCAUCCACUUUUUAUUAGGAGAUCGAUGAAAGUAACGGCUACUUAUUUCAAUAUUUAUAGAACAAUUUAAUUUAUCCUUAGAAAAAUAAACAUAAUAACGUAAAACACUAUGGUUAUAGUCAGUUUAAAAUAUUCUAAUGGGUGCAGAGAUUACGGAAUGUACAACUUAGACAAGAUGAAUUAUGUUUAUUUUAACAGUUAUGGUAUGCGCCAACUUUGAGUCCGUUGAGACAUCGAAGCUUAAGACAAUGCAUAAAAUAUACCUACCUAUCUCCAAAGAUUAUAAAACAUAAAAAGUAAUAGUAUAAAACGUCGAUGCCUAUCCCAGCGGUAUAUCGGUAGAUCGGCGUUACAAUGUUAGAAUGGACUGGAAGUUUGGCGCAUAUUAUAUAUCUACAUUUUUUUUAAAGAAUAUUUGCUAUACGACAAUAGUCUAACGGGGCGGGGAUCGAACCACCACCCCUCGGUGAUGAGUCCGACCGCUUUUACCGUUGAGCUAUUGAGGCUCACAUUGCGUAUAACAUAUGUAUAUUUUCAAGUGGUUAAAGUACGCGAGCUUUAAUGCAACCAGUUAGAAUAGUGUGAAUGUGAUGGUAAUUUGAAUUUAUUGAAAGCAAUAUAGGUUAAGUAAUGUUGCCAGAUGGAUAAUAAUCCGGAGUUUAGACGGGCAACACUAAUAUUGAAACUUGUAAAUAUAUUAUGUGAGGUUAAACACCAAUACGGCGUCCAUGCCUGACGUGGACUAGUACAUAUUCUAGGACGUGUAACAUAUUUGUAUAGAUUAUUAUUAUGGAAUCGUACAGAAUACCACCGUGGGGCCUUGUAAUUCUGCCUCCUGUGUGUUCCUCUCCUUAUGUACUAAAUGCUGUAAGCAUUUAUCUAAUUAUAAUGUAUGAAAUCGGUUUUUCUCAACUGUAAAAUUGUUAUACUAUGGCUUCAUAGGUACCUAUGUCACAAUUUUCAUUACAUUGUUUUUAUAUACUCGAUUAGAAAAAUGAUUUACACCAAUAUUACAUUCAAAAGUGAGUGUUUUUUUAUAUUUAUUUGACAAAAAAUGUGUUGAAUCAAUUUUAGUCGGAGAGACGGUAGGCAAUUUUGAAGACGUGCUAAUAAAAACUGAAUUUCUAUAAUAGUAACUUUGAUAGCUGGAAAAUCAACAAAAAAAAACAACACGCUAUACCUAGGCUUUACUACUUACAAGACGCAUGUUUUGAUUCGUCGCAGGGACAUUAUCGAACUCCACAACAUUCACUUGUAGAAUCGCUUAUUGAAAGUAUUUGUUGCCAUUGACGUUACUUUUUUUUAAUAUUUGCCACAUCUUUUAAAUUUGACUCCCAUUCCACUUCAACUAGUUGGAAAUGACUGUAUUAGGAAUGGGGACAAUAGUCCAGCGGGCAGGGAUCGAACCACAACCACGAUCGACCACGGUGAUAAGUCCCAACCUCUUUAUCGUUGAGCUAUUAAGGCUUUUAAUAUUCUGAUUUUAUUGUUUAGUCAAGGGGACCGAAUUUAAUUCCAAAAGGUCUUCGAUCUCCACCCAUUGUAUUGUACUAUUGUCCUUCCCACUAUUAGCACAGCAUAAGCAUGUUGAAACGAAUUUUUUUUAUGGGAAAAUAUGCCACAAACGUUUUAAGACAUAUAAUAUUUUAAUUUGAUGUGUAUUCUUAUUACUCUGACGACAUUCUGGUGUUCGUCGAAAUAAUCCACCCACAAGAAUUACCAAAAUAUUUUUAUUAGGCACCUCCUCAAAAUAACCCACUGCCUCUCGGAGUAUGUCGUUAUAUCUAUAAUUUCUUGAGACUGAAGGAUUUUUCUAGUAAGUAGUGUGACCAAACUCUGGAUUGUUGCAUAAUAGAUAUAGAAUAUUACCUAAAAUUAUUGUAAAAAUGUACCUAACUUUUUUAAAAAUAAAAUAAUAUGAUGAAUUGGG